AUGGCUCGUGCCUUCUCCGUCCUCUUCCUGGCGACAGCCUGCGCGUUGGCGGCCUGGUGCGCGGCACCGAGCAGCUUCGUCGGCCCCUCCGCCACCAGUUCGGUGCAGCCUCGGACGGUGCUGCGGGCGGCCCCAAAGAAGAAGGCUAAGGGACCUUGGGUUGGUCCCAAGAAAGGAUCCUGGGUUAAGAUCUUGAGGCCUGAGUCCUAUUGGUUCCAGACGCGAGGGCAGGUAGUGAAUGUGAACCAGAAGCCGGAGGUGAAGUAUCCGGUCACCGUGAAGUUUGACCGGGUGAACUAUGCGAACGUCAACACAAACGGCUUUGCCCUCUGGGAGGCGGAAAGCGUACGAUACCUGAGACUGUGCGACUGA
Molecule: messenger RNA, 372 nt
Organism: Symbiodinium natans
Lineage: Eukaryota; Dinophyceae; Suessiales; Symbiodiniaceae
Source: the annotation of a GenBank genome assembly